Thelazia callipaeda (thelaziosis nematode) is the source of this 972-nucleotide messenger RNA. Lineage: Eukaryota; Metazoa; Nematoda; Chromadorea; Rhabditida; Thelaziidae. The record is from the annotation of a GenBank genome assembly.
AUGAUUUACACAAGAAGAGGGCAAUAUAAGAUACAAAAUCAGGAUUUAUUUAUGUUAUUGAUCACGUUGUUCUGCUCUAUCUUCUAUAUGUAUUCAAAUUUCAUGGGUUUUGAUUACUGGAUAGCUGCUUCGCUACAAGAUAUAUUUACCAUCAAAGGGAUUUUGUGGAAGGUUUUAUCUCAGAUUACUUUUCGUAAUCCGUCAUCGCUUAUUAGUGGAAUGAUUUUGAUGUAUUAUGGUCGACUAAUAGAGCGUCGUUUUGGUUCUUGUAAAUUCAUGAACUUCAUUCUGUACAUUUUUCUUCAAUCAACCACUGUGGAAAUAGUAGUAUUCUUCAUUCUCUCGUGGAUUAUUGGUUACUUACCUUCAGCCAUGUAUUUUGUUGCUGGACCUUAUGCUUUGAUCACGGCGUUGUAUCUAAUAUAUCUAAGGGAAAUUCCAUUAUUGCCCUACGCAAGUAUAUUUGGCUUGUCUAUAUCAGUUCACAGCUUCCCUUUCAUUAUGUUUGUUCAGCUUCUGGAGUUUUCUAAGCCGGUGUUAGUAACGUUCACAGCAGGCGUUUUAAGCUUUAUGAUAUAUGGGCAGUAUUUUGAAAACUUUAAUUUCUUGCCAGAUAAUUUGGUGAAUCUGUUUUGUUCCACUGCAAAUCCAGAAAAAAUUUUACCCAUUGCGGCUACACUGGAACAACAGAGAUCAGAAGUUUUUGAUUUAUAUGAGAGGAGGCUAAUUUUCAGACAAAUGCAGCGUACUCAUAGAAACGAACGGGCCAGUCCUCAGGAAAAUCAACUUCGUUUUUUAAGUCGAUUGCUGGGUAGGGCGUCUAAUGGUAAGCGAGCAGAGCCUAACGAAGAUCAAGUUCGCCAACUCAUGGAUAUGGGUUUGGGUACUCGAGAGGAUGUAACGAAUGCUUUACUAGAGUGUUUCAAUGAUGCUUCCGAAGCUGCUAAUUUGUUAUUACAAAAUAGACAAUAA